Messenger RNA from Sitodiplosis mosellana (orange wheat blossom midge), 663 nucleotides. RefSeq names its product single-stranded DNA-binding protein, mitochondrial (gene mtSSB). Gene Ontology annotation, molecular function: single-stranded DNA binding. The record is from RefSeq and is a predicted model, not a curated record. The coding region runs from base 18 to 458 and encodes 146 amino acids. Gene Ontology annotation, cellular component: mitochondrial nucleoid. Gene Ontology annotation, biological process: mitochondrial DNA replication; positive regulation of helicase activity. Lineage: Eukaryota; Metazoa; Arthropoda; Insecta; Diptera; Cecidomyiidae. The transcript is spliced from 3 exons.
CGAAUUACUUGACAAAAAUGUUCAAUUUAUUCCGAAAGCCACAAUUGAUUGGCACAUUGGCAAACAGCCUAAACGUGACCAAUGUAACGAGCGUUGCCAGAUUUUCAAACGAACUUCCAAAACGUUUGGAAAAAACAAUCAAUAAGGUGACUUUGCUUGGGCGCGUUGGAUCCGAUCCACAAUUGCGGGGAAAUGAAGACCAACCAGUUAUGACAUUCUCAAUGGCAACACACACCAAUUACAAAUGUGAGAACGGUGACUGGGCUCAACGGACCGAUUGGCAUCAAGUUGCAGUAUUCAAUCCGAUUAUCCGGGAAAACAUCAAGAACUACCUAACAAAGGGUCAACGAGUGCUGCUAUUCGGUAGAAUUUCUUAUGGUGAAAUCCGAGAUAAGGACGGAAAUAUACGGACCACCACAAGCAUUGUGGCUGAUGAUGUCACAUUCUUUAAUAAAUAGAUGAUAGACAAAUUAAAACACAUUUCUCAUUGUUUCUGAAGAUAAACGUGCGAUUUAUUUCAAAAUCAGUAAACAAAUACAUUAUAUUUUGUUAGUAAGCCCAGCUGAAAAUGGAAAUAAGAUUAAGUUGAAAUCCGAGUUUUGUUUUGUACUAUAUCGAUUAAAAUAAAAUAUGAAUAAAUAUGAGAAUCAUACGAUUUACUUA